Messenger RNA from Solanum pennellii, 1389 nucleotides. RefSeq lists its product as uncharacterized. The transcript has a single exon. NCBI's taxonomy places the organism in Eukaryota, Viridiplantae, Streptophyta, Magnoliopsida, Solanales, Solanaceae. The record is from RefSeq and is a predicted model, not a curated record. The coding region runs from base 324 to 1013 and encodes 229 amino acids.
UUUCAAAAAUUUCGUCCACCAAAAACAUACCCAAUAUUUAGGUUUCUAGUCCAAAAACAUACCCAAUAUUUAGGUUUCUAGUCUAUAGUGUGUGAUCCCUUUCUUAGAAAAAACACCAAAAAGAUGACAAAAGAAAUCAUGUGAAGAAAAGAAUGAGAUAUGACCAAAAGGUUCAAGGAACCAUCCAGCCUAACAUUUUAUGUCAUACAUUUACACACACAAUCACUCCAAAAUAAAAUCCAAAUCUUCAACUUCUCUUCCUCUCAAUCAAUCCAUCUUCUUCUCCUCAAACCAUUUGAUUUCCACUCAAAAUCCUUAAUUGAAUGUCAAAUUUCAACCUAGGAAAAAAGCUUAUUCUACCAACUAAAAAAACAUGGAAAAGCUUCACCAACAAAUUACAAUCAAAGUUACACAAACUCAAACUUUCAAAAGCUAUCAAAAGUUCCAAAAACCUUUGCAUUAGAGCUUACAACUACGUUUCUCCUAUUAUUACUCGAAAAUUCUACUCGUUUAUCCAUCGUUCUUCAUCACCACCACCACGUACUCAUCGCAAAUUUUACAAUAAUUACUACCAAUAUCAACAAUGUCAUAAAAAUACUUCACCUAUAUAUGUGGACCAUCUCUUCCCCGAACCUAUACUGAAAAAACCAGCAUGUCAAAAUAAGAUAUCCGCACCUCAGACUGAAGAAUUUGCCACUUCAAGUAGUGGUGGUGCUAUUAAAUGUAAAAACAAAUUGGAUCAAGAGGAGCAAGAGAUUAUUAUGAAGGGUAUUGAGGUAAAUAAUGCAUUGAAAAAAGGUAAGACAAUUAUUGAGAGUAGUGGAAUUAAUAAUUAUAGAACAUGUAAUAAUAUUAAUAAUAUUAUUGAUGAAUGGAGAACUCCUUCAAUGCCACAUAUAAAUGGAGUGGAUAAAAGAGCUGAAGAAUUUAUAUCUAAGGUUCGUGAAGAUAUGGAGCUUGAAAGACAAAAAUCAAUUCUUGAUUUUCAAGAAAUGUUGGCUAGAGGUGUUUAAAAAUAUGAGUAAUUUUUUUGGUCCAAAUUAUUAUUGGAAUAUUUCAAAAAUAGGUUUUGAUUCUUUGUUCAAUUCCUUAUUUCCCUAUUAUUAAGGGGGGAAAAGAAAUUGAAUUGAUUUUCUCUUUCUUUUUUUUUUUACGUCACAUAUAUGGAGGAUCAAUAGUUUUCUUAUUUAUUCUUCAACAUGACUUUGAAGCCUGAUGAUGAAGGUGUUUAAUCACUUUAGCAAGUCGAACUUGUUAAUUGAUUUUCUCUUUGAUUUGGUGUGAUAGAGUAAAUAAAGUGUGGAUAAGAAAUUUAAGUUGUGUGUUAUUGUUUUUUAUGUUAUAUUUUUAAUUUCAAAGAAUUGUAUUGUAGUAGACAUUGAUUAUUUU